Neurospora hispaniola is the source of this 2112-nucleotide messenger RNA. RefSeq lists its product as uncharacterized. The transcript is spliced from 3 exons. Bases 409 to 1839 code for a protein of 476 amino acids. NCBI's taxonomy places the organism in Eukaryota, Fungi, Ascomycota, Sordariomycetes, Sordariales, Sordariaceae. The record is from RefSeq and is a predicted model, not a curated record.
ACGGUUGAGAAGGACCGCGCCCGAUUCAUCGGAGGACACCUGUCGUGGUUUCCUUUUUGGUCCAAAGCCAUUCCAGUUGAGGGUUGAGAGAAUCGGGGCAUCUUCCAAUUCAACAUAAACGUGAGACCCAGCUGUUCAGCCAAGAAGCGCUGUGCAUCCAGCCCGUGACACCUCCCUAAGGGACGACACAACAUCGGACUACUUGAACUUCCACUAAGAUUGGACUGCUAGGUCCGCGAGGAAGAUAAAUUGGAUGGUGCCCUCGCCGUGUUCAGCAAACGAAUCGACCACCAUCAGCAAAGAGCCUUGACUAAGGAGCUCGACCUCCCUCCUCCCCGUCCUGGGAUCUUCAAUACCUCCUUGCGUUCUUUCGGUCAACUUGCAGAGGCCACUUCCCCCACCGCCAACAUGGCUCCGUACAUACAGGAGCCGGACAUGCUGUCCAGCUCUGGGUACUGGGUUGUAGAUAGGAGGAUUAUGAUUGCAAUACCCGAUUCCAGCGACCACGUGAAUCCACAAAGGCUUGCUAUUGAAUCACCGAAGCAUGUCAUCAAACACUCGCUGAUGGAGGCAAAUCCACCGCUUGAUACAGUCCAUGACCUAUCAUUUGGGGUGGAACUAAAGUUCUUGCUCCCUCUCCUUGUCCAGGGUGAAGAAGAUCCGCAACCCGAAGACCACAGAGAGGUCAGCAUGACACAGCUGAAAGACAGCGAAGCCACUCGGCGGGAACAGAUUUAUGAAUCCAUCGCCAAAUCCAUAAGCCAAGCGGGGGAGAAGUCGACAACCAUCUCUCGGAUCACAAAAGAUGCAAGCCACGAGCGGGCAUUCUGGAAGUCGCACUGGAUCGUGAAGAAAGCCAACUCGGCCGAACCCACACCAGAGCAAGCCAAUCUAGAGGGCUAUGUGUGGCUGUCUGUCGAAGUAAGCUCGCCAUCACUGCCAGCUAAAGAUGCCGAGACCAAGCCUCGGAUCGAGGCAGUAUUGCGCUCGCUCUUUUCGGGCCACCGUCUGGUCGCAAACUACACUUGCGAAGUGCACGUCCACAUCGGACGCACAGACGGACAGUCCUUCAGUCUGGCCACUUUGAAAAGACUAGGGACGCUGCUGUGGAUGGGCGAAGAGCAGAUGCGAAGUAUCAGAAAUCCAAGGUCGCCCAACUAUCACAAUGUGUAUACGUGGGGAUUCGAGACACGAAAAUACAGUCGCCUGGCUUCGAGGGCUCAAGAACUCGUACUCCGAGAGCAUGGGUCGGCGACUUGCCAAGACGGGGUGCUGGUCGAAGAUUGGCAGGUGGCCGAAGUGCUCAAGACCCAUCCGGAAAUGCAGACCAAGGACCGAAAGGCCAUCGAGGAGCUGUGGAAAGCAGGAUCGCAUAUGGAGCUGGGACGGUUGUUGUCGGGAGAAAAGAAGCCCUAUCGACGACUCGGUUUCAACUUUAGCGCCUUCGGUCUGGAGGACGAACGGGCGCGGAAUAAUCCUCGGACCAUGGAGUUCCGCAUGAUGGAAGGAACAACCAACAUCAAUUAUAUACUGGGCUGGCUGUCCAUCUGCAAUGCCUUGGCUGAGGUGGCGGUCUUGAGGUCGGACGGUCGGUACCUCAUGGUGUUGGAUCGGUUGAUAGGACAUCGACACGCCCGGUCAUGGUCAGUUGGAGCUCAGCGAGAGACCGAUUCGGAGACGCAGGGGCAGAGAUGCGGUCGGGAGUUUCGAGAGAUCAUGGAUGACUUGGGUGUUCCACGAGACCUCUAUCGAGAUCUAGAAGCGAAGGUGACACUCUACUUUGUUAGCAUCCAUGGGCAGGGCUCGAACGGAAAGGAAUCGGUUGCAUUGGACGCGUAGAGGUAGACGGGAGAGGCCAUUGAAUGAGGGCGGAGGACCGCGAAAGAAGGAGAACAGGAGCCGAGGGUGAGGAAGGUUUCCAUCUGAAGAGCACUGCAAUCUUUCAGUUAUGUCAAAGAAGCAAAAGGAAGUCGUACGGUGGAAGGAAGCAGAUCGUGCCAGAUAGACUGCAGUGGUCGAAAGAGGAAGGAGGUCUUGGGGGGGUGGGGGGUUAAAGCGUACAAUAUAAGACUGGUAUGUUUGUUAGUUUGGUUCUUCGGCCAUAGGUUGAAC